Molecule: messenger RNA, 2163 nt
Organism: Symbiodinium pilosum
Lineage: Eukaryota; Dinophyceae; Suessiales; Symbiodiniaceae
Source: the annotation of a GenBank genome assembly
AUGGCAGCUUGCAAGGCUAAGGCCUUGAAACUUCUGUUGGGCAUGAUCAGUCUGGCGUUUCUGGCUGCUCUUGCUGGCCAGCCUUCAGUGCAAGUGAGUGUCAAUAUUAUUGGCAAGGAUGGCAACCUCAUAAAUGGUGCUUUGAACUUUUCCAGCCUGGGCCUCUGCCAUGGAGAUUGGGCCAACCUCUUGCAACAUUCUCCAGGUGGCUGCCAAACUUGGGAAUGGCUACGAAAAAACAUGUGGCUGGGCAGGUGCAUAAGUAGUGACAUGGCCCAGGCUUCUUUGGAUGACAUCUUUUUUUUCUUGGGCUGGCUCAUGGCACAUUCAGGUGCCAAGGCUAAGCUUGGGCAGAAACUGGCAGUGGAUAUUGCCCAACAGGCCUUACCCCUGCUUCUCCUGUCUGCUGGGCAGUGGAUGGAUCAACUGGGUUAUAUGAAGUCAGCAGAACAUUUGCAGGCUUUACCAGUGUUGCGAACCAAAGCUGGCAAACUAAGAAAGAUGAUGGAUCCUGUGAACAGGAUGCUUCUUCUUUGGAAGCUGAGAAAGGAGAAGGUUCAGAGAAGGAAGGCUGCAGUUACACAUGAUGACCUGGUGGCUUCAGAAACCAGCUGGGCAAGAAAGGAAGCUCUUGUGGAUUGUGUGUUGCACCAGAAUGCUCUGCUGUCAUUCAUGAAGGGCCACCCCAAACAGGUGGCAUUGAGCUGGGAUCCCAGCAAUUAUGGAGGCAAAGAAAUACUUGUGGUCAUGGGCUAUUCCAAACAUCUACAGAGUGGUUUCUAUGCUUUGAACCAGUGGUUGGCUCGAAUGAAGCUCAGUGAUCUUGAUGACAGCCUUAUCAAGACAGCCAGGGAGAAAAAACUUGAGAGAUUGGAGGGCUACAAUGAAAUUCGAGGCCUGGGGAAAGCUUUGGAAAGCAUUGACAUGCAUUGGAAUGAUUUCAGGGUGCCUGCAGGCUUGGUCCUCAGACCUUUGAUGGCGCACGAGUACAGGGUUCUGCGUCCAGAGACUGGCAGGGUUUGGAUAUACAAUGAGCAAACACAGGCUGCUGUUCCUGAAGUCCCAUUGGACUAUUACCUGGGCGACAUCCCUGCCUUGAUCAGCAUCUCAGAUCAGGGUCCUAUCAAUUGGGCGGCGUUGAACUACUUGAUGUGGUCUAAGCAAGGCCACAUGCUGCUCUGCAUCCGGGACCCCUUCCACAGAGCGUGGAAUGAUUGUAAAAACAGUGCCAAGAAGACAACUUGCAAACUGUGGCGAACUAUUUUGGAGCUUUGCUUGCUUUUCAACCUUUCCUAUGGCCCCUUUGGCACUUCUCAGUUUCAUUAUGCAGAAAGAGCACUUUUGGAGAAUUUCCUCUCAACGGAAACGUUUGCUGGUCGAGCUUGGGGGAAGUACCAGAGCCUCAUUUGCAUGGAAAGGAAAAUUGCAGAACCCAUGAGAGCUGAAGAGUCCAUGGCAAUGUUUGGCCAACUGUCUGCCUUGGAGAAUUUCGUGAACAAGGGGCCUCUCAUCAAAUUGAUGAAGUGGUUCUCUGUGUUUGAAGGUUGUUGCUCAUGGGAUGGUGAUUUUUUUGCCACCAAACUGAUACUGGAGUCGAAAAUGCAAGAUGUGGGUGCUGAAGGUGACGCUGUGGAAGUUGUUCCUCUGGAGCAGGAGGCCAAUCAGCGGCAUCCUAAAGAAGAUGACAGGGCCCAGUUGAACGCGCUCAAGAAAAGAAAAGGCACUUGGGCACUGGCCCCCGGACUGGUCACGGAGGCAUUGAUUGCCAAGAAAGAUGUCCUGAUGUCUGUGGGCAGGGCCAUGUGGAAGAUGCAUGCUGACAGAGCCAGGCGUUUAAAGACACCAGGUGAUGUCUCCCAACAUUACAUCAAAGCAGCUGGGGAGAAACAGUGGGCUGCAGAGCUGGUGGAAAUGGUGGCUAACAGCUUGUGGAGGGAUGAGACACUGCAGCAUUUGCUACCCAGGUGGUGCUUGCAUCCAGAGGUCUUGGGGUGGCAUGUGGAAUUCUUUACACAUCUCCUGGAAGGCAGGGCAAUGAGCCUGACAGCUUUCUACUGUUUGCCUCCUUUCAAGUAUGCCCACUUGCUUUCAGAGGUAUAUGGAACAGCCAAGACAGCUCAUCAGCUUGCUCGAGCUGACUUUGCAGCCUUGCUCAAAGCAGAG